Molecule: messenger RNA, 1446 nt
Organism: Salvia miltiorrhiza (redroot sage)
Lineage: Eukaryota; Viridiplantae; Streptophyta; Magnoliopsida; Lamiales; Lamiaceae
Exons: 2
Coding region: 1-1446 (481 amino acids)
Source: RefSeq, a predicted model, not a curated record
AUGAGUGAAAAUCGUGAGUGGAUGUAUCGGCGUUUUCUAUCUGAUGGAGCUUUGAAUCCCGAUUUUCAAAGAGGUCUUCAAGGUUUCAUUGAUUACGCUAACAGUAGACGUGAUUUAAUGGAUGGUGAAAAAAUUAGGUGUCCGUGUAGGAAAUGCGAUAAUAUACGUUUCCAUACUAAAAAUAAUGUUCAGUAUCACAUUGCAAAGAACGGAUUUGUGCGGGAUUACCAUAUUUGGAGGUUUCAUGGUGAAAUUGAAAUGGCCACGACUGAAUAUCAUAAUUUUGAAGAAGAAGAGGCUAAUGAAGAUAAUUAUCAGAAUAUGGUUAUGGAUAUUGCUGCAUCCCAAUAUAACAUUCAAAACAUCGAAGAACCCCCAAAUCCGGAAGCCCAAUUGUUAUAUAAUAUGUUGAAAGCAGCGGAUAAAGAGUUGUGGCCCGGUUGCAAAACUCAUUCACAAUUGUCUCUUGUUGCUCGUGUAAUGAGUUUAAAAGCAGAGGGGAAUAUGUCGGAAAGAUGUUUUGAUCAGUGGCUUGAGUUGAUAAAAGAGAUCCUUCCUGAUAAUUUGGCUCCUACUAAUUUUUACGACACUAAAAAGUUACUGAGUGGGAUGGGGCUACCUGCGCAAAGAAUUGAUUGUUGUCCAAAUAAUUGCAUGCUUUAUUGGGAGGAUGAUAGGGAUUUGGUUCAGUGUAAGUACUGUGGCGAGUCUCGUUACAAAAAUAACAAUCGAGACUCCAGAAGCAGUGGAAAGACAUUAGUAGCAGCAAAGCGAAUGUUCUACUUUCCUCUAACUCCACGUUUACAAAGAUUAUUUGCUUCUAAAGCCACGGCAGCAAACAUGCGUUGGCAUGCAUCAUCUAUAGAUGACGGGGUUAUGCGCCAUCCUUCAGACUCACCUGCUUGGAAGCAUUUGAAUGAUAUAUUUCCUGAUUUUACAACAGAGGUGAGGAAUGUUAGGUUAGGUUUAUCCACAGACGGUUUCCAACCUUUUGGUCAAUCGGGCCAGCAAUAUUCCUCGUGGCCAGUGAUUGUUACACCCUACAAUCUCCCACCCUGGAUGUGUAUGAAGGAACAAUUUAUGUUCCUUACAAUCUUGGUCCCUGGACCACGCAACCCAAAGGAAAAACUAGAUGUUUUUUUACAACCAUUGAUUGCAGAGCUUAUACAAUUAUGGAAUGUGGGUGUGCUUACAUAUGAUGUGUCGUUGAAGCAAAAUUUCAAUAUGCGAGCAGCUUUACUGUGGACAAUUAGCGAUUUUCCUGCCUACUCAAUGUUAUCCGGGUGGAGUACGGCUGGAAGAUUAGCUUGUCCACAUUGUAUGGAUGAAACUGAAGCUUUCACUUUAUCACAUAGUGGCAAGCAAUCAUGGUGGUUACUGCACAACCACCUCAAGUUCAAUCUGGGCAAGAGAUAUUGGCAGAGAUUGAAGCGAUGGGAUUUGUGA